Messenger RNA from Colletotrichum paranaense, 441 nucleotides. RefSeq lists its product as uncharacterized. The transcript has a single exon. The record is from RefSeq and is a predicted model, not a curated record. The annotation marks the transcript as partial. Lineage: Eukaryota; Fungi; Ascomycota; Sordariomycetes; Glomerellales; Glomerellaceae.
UCUACUCUCGCUCUCUUGGUUCUCUUGGUCUUUCUGCUGCCACCCCCGUCCGUCCUGAUCAACCCCCCGGUCUCUCGUCCCUCGUCCCUUGUCGUGUGUUUCCAUCAAUCAAUCAAUCUCCCAUCCUUCGCUGCCUCGUCCAUCCACAUUCCUUCUUGCGUCCCCUUCCAUUCCUUUACACCACCCUCGCUUUUUUCUCUCUUCCCUUCCCUUCCCUUUUACUCCUCACGCUCGCUCUCCUCUUGUCGCCCCCACCUCUCUCCCGACCUCGUCUCUUCGACAGUCGAAUUUCGACAUCCCCUCGCCUCCGUCAAGAAUUCAUCCGGCGACGUCGAACCUCCUCUCCGAUUCUCAACCUGCGCCUCCUCACGCCGUGAAAGGGGUCUUUUUUGCCGUCGAGCCGAUCUAACCGCCCCCCUUAUGUGCUUUGGACGCAUUUGA